AUCUGGGUACGUUGACAGUUGGAGACAGUUAAUUACUGCGACGCAGCUCCCCUGGAAGCUAUAACCCGACGAAAUUCGUAGCGGCAGAAGGUCGUAUCCGGCUCCGUUCCUCCGCCAUUAUCGGCGUUGCUCGUCUCCUGAGCUUUUUUUGGGUUAUUUUGUGAAAAUAUAUUUUAAGGCGCGCGCUUUGGUUUUAUCAGCCGUUAUGGCUGAGUGGCAGCAGUACCUGCAAUCGGUGUUUUUUGGCGUUGUUUUCUCAUUCGUUCUUGCUAAGCUGUUCUCGGUGAUCUUCGCCUUCCGCGAAGAAAACCUCCGCAUCACGCGCUCGCAUCAAACCGAAGCUGAAGACGACUCCAAGCGCCAAUUUGAUGAAAAAAUCGCGAGCUCAUCGGGCAGGGUUUUAGAAGAAAAUGAGCCAUUAUUGGGUGAUAAUGAAGGAGCGGUUAAGAAGAGUGCAGUAAUCAAAGAUCACAGUGAUAGUGAUGACGACUGGGAGGGCGUCGAGAGCACUGAAUUGGACGAAACAUUUAGUGCCGCGACAGCGUUUGUGGCUGCAAAAGCAGCAGAUCGUGCAGCUCAGAAAGUGUCGAGUGAAUUGCAGUUGCAGCUUUACGGAUUGUAUAAGAUUGCUACCGAAGGGCCUUGUUCUGCAUCCCAGCCGUCGGUUCUUAAGAUGACUGCUCGUGCCAAAUGGCAAGCAUGGCAGAAUUUGGGGGCCAUGCCUCCUGAAGAAGCAAUGCAAAAGUACAUUGACAUUGUCACUGAGUUAUAUCCCUCAUGGGCUGCCAGUUCAGUAAUUAAGAAAAAUGAUCUAGAGAGCAGCAAUGCACCUAAUUCUGGUUCCAAAGGGCCCAUGGGACCUGUUUUUAGCACCUUUAUACAUGAAGAGGAACCUGGAUGUGAGUUAAAAUUGGAUGCUAUGCAUGCAUUUGCACGAGAAGGAGAUGAAGAGAAGCUACUUAAGUGUAUCGAGAGUGGUGUCCCCUUGAAUCUGAAGGAUGGUGAAGGUCGCACUCCAUUGCAUUGGGCUGUAGAUAGAGGGCAUAUGAAUGUUGUAGCAUUGCUUUUGGAAAAGAAGGCUGAUCUUAAUGCUGAGGAUGAUGAAGGUCAAACUGUAUUGCAUUAUGCUGCCAUUUGUGAGAGAGCUGCCAUUGCAAAGUUACUUGUGGAGCAUGGUGCUGAUAUACAGAUCAAGGAUAAAGAAGGAAACACUCCUGCCGAUGUUUGUGUGUUGAGCUGGCCCUGGAUGCAACGUGCUUCUAAUGUGGCUGACUGAUAACAUUUUUCAAAUUUCCACCCGUUUACUGAUCAGAUAAGCCCAUCCCUGUGUAUAAUUAACUUUCAGAGUUAUUCGUAUGUCCCUACGAGUUGUGGUUUUUGUCAUAUUUAACCUGGGCUUUGAUCAUAUCUUGCCUUCUAAACGAUGGUGGCUUUUGGAUUCCCUACUGAUCCUAUUUUCUUUACAAAAUAAAGUAAACUUUGCA
Molecule: messenger RNA, 1484 nt
Organism: Sesamum indicum (sesame)
Lineage: Eukaryota; Viridiplantae; Streptophyta; Magnoliopsida; Lamiales; Pedaliaceae
Product: acyl-CoA-binding domain-containing protein 1
Molecular function (GO): fatty-acyl-CoA binding; actin binding
Source: RefSeq, a predicted model, not a curated record